Cucumis sativus (cucumber) is the source of this 2583-nucleotide messenger RNA. Its product is annotated as oligopeptide transporter 1. The transcript has 7 exons. The record is from RefSeq and is a predicted model, not a curated record. Gene Ontology annotation, molecular function: oligopeptide transmembrane transporter activity. Lineage: Eukaryota; Viridiplantae; Streptophyta; Magnoliopsida; Cucurbitales; Cucurbitaceae. Gene Ontology annotation, biological process: transmembrane transport. The coding region runs from base 65 to 2344 and encodes 759 amino acids.
AAUGGCUUUGCUAUGAACAAUUUGACACAAGGAGGGAGGGCAAGAGAGAGUAACAAAGAGAGUUAUGACAGGAAAUCACGCUGAGGAUGUAGCCCCUCAAUCCAAGCUCACAGAUGACAUGCAUGACCACAAGAAUCACUCCAGCUUCUCCAUUCAAGGAGAAGUGGAAGAAAAUGAUUGUCCGAUUGAGGAAGUUAGGCUGACAGUUCCGAUCACUGAUGAUCCAUCGGAGGCGGCACUGACAUUCCGAACAUGGUUUUUGGGGCUGGUUUCAUGUUGUCUUCUGGCAUUUGUGAACCAAUUUUUUGGGUAUCGUCAAAACCAACUUUAUAUUUCAUCUGUAUCAGCUCAAAUUGUGGCUUUGCCUCUUGGAAAGUUGAUGGCAACAACUCUUCCAACCAAAGUUUUCAAGCUACCCAUCUUUAAUUGGUCAUUCUCUUUGAAUCCUGGCCCUUUCACCUUGAAAGAACAUGUUCUCAUUACCAUUUUCGCCAAUUGUGGAUCUAGCAGUGUUUAUGCUGUUAACAUUAUCACUAUUGUUAAGGCAUUCUACCAUAGAAAUCUUCAUCCUGCUGCUGCUCUGAUGCUUUCUAUGACUACUCAGAUGCUUGGCUAUGGAUGGGCUGGAAUAUUUAGAAAAUUCCUUGUGGAUUCUCCAUACAUGUGGUGGCCAGCAAAUUUGGUUCAGGUUUCUCUUUUCAGGGCAUUGCAUGAGAAAGAGAAGAGGCCAAGAGGAGGACAUACAAGGCUCCAAUUUUUCCUCUUAAUUUUUAUCUCAAGCUUUUCUUACUACCUUAUCCCUAGCUAUCUCUUCCCCUCCAUUUCUUGUAUCUCUAUUGCUUGUCUCAUUUGGAAAGACUCCAUCGUUGCUCAACAGAUAGGUUCAGGUUUCUACGGUCUCGGUAUCGGCUCGUUUGGUAUCGACUGGUCAACAGUUGCUGCCUUCUUGGGCAGUCCAUUGGCCACUCCUGGCUUUGCCAUUCUCAAUAUCUUAGUUGGGUUUUUCUUAAUUGUUUAUGUUAUGCUUCCCAUUGCAUAUUGGUCUAACGUCUAUGAAGCCAAGCGUUUUCCCUUCAUUUCUUCUCACACUUUUGACUCCUUAGGCAAUCCCUACAACAUUUCUAGAGUUCUUAACAGCAAAACCUUUGAUCUUGAUCAAGUUGGCUAUGAAAGCUAUAGCAAACUUUACUUGAGUGUCUUCUUCGCCUUUUCUUAUGGCUUGAGUUUCGCUACUUUGACCGCAACUAUUUCCCAUGUUGCUCUCUUCCAUGGAAAAACAAUUUGGCAACUAUGGAAGAAAACCACGACGGCGAUGAAUCAAAUUGGAGAUGUGCAUACAAGGAUAAUGAAAAAGAACUAUAAAGAAGUGCCUCAAUGGUGGUUUCACAUUAUCUUGAUUGCAAUGGUUGCUCUAGCGUUGUAUGCUUGUGAAGGUUUUGACAAACAACUCCAAUUACCAUGGUGGGGAAUAUUACUUGCUUGUGCAAUCGCACUCUUCUUCACUCUGCCUAUUGGAAUCAUUCAAGCCACAACAAAUAUGCAACCAGGAUUAAAUGUCAUAACAGAGUUGAUCAUAGGUUAUAUUUAUCCAGGAAAGCCUCUUGCAAAUGUGGCUUUCAAAACUUAUGGUUAUAUUAGCAUGGCACAAGCUCUUAGCUUUGUUGGUGAUUUCAAAUUAGGACAUUACAUGAAGAUCCCACCAAGAUCCAUGUUCACUGUUCAGCUUGUAGGAACGGUUGUAUCGUCGAGUGUCUACUUUGGCACGGCAUGGUGGCUUCUAACAACCAUACCAAACAUUUGCGACACAAACGUAUUACCAGAAGGAAGUCCAUGGACAUGUCCAGGCGACGACGUAUUCUACAAUGCAUCAAUAAUAUGGGGUGUAGUAGGACCAUUACGAAUGUUCACGAAAUACGGCGUCUACGGACAAAUGAACUGGUUCUUCCUGAUCGGAUUACUGGCCCCGUUACCAAUUUGGUUACUCUCUCUCAAAUUCCCAGAAAAGAAAUGGAUUAAACUCAUAAACAUGCCAAUCAUAAUAGGAGCAACAGGAGGAAUGCCACCAGCAAGAGCAGUGAACUACAUAACAUGGGGAAUAGUUGGAAUAUUCUUCAAUUUCUAUGUGUACAAGAAAUACAAAGGAUGGUGGGCAAGACAUAACUAUAUCUUAUCAGCAGCAUUAGAUGCUGGGGUUGCAUUUAUGGGGAUUGUUAUAUAUUUUACACUACAAUCGAAGGAUAUUUUUGGACCUGAUUGGUGGGGUUUAGGAGCUGAUGAUCAUUGUACUUUGGCUAAGUGCCCUACAGCACCUGGGGUUGUGGCCAAGGGAUGCCCUGUUCUUUAAGGGCGUAACAGCACAUUAUUAUAAUUUAAACAUAUUUAAGUUUACUGACCUUAAUCUGCUAACAAUAUAGAACCUUCUAAUUAUUAUGUCAAAUCCAAACUUGUACAGUUUAUGUUUAGUUUUAAGGAUCAUAUAUAAUCUAUGUAUGUAAUAAGCUAUUAGUUGUUGUUUUUUAAAUUAAACUUGGACUUGUGUAUUUGUUUCAAAGUGCAAUAGAAGACUCAUUUGGUUGAUUUGUA